Molecule: messenger RNA, 1576 nt
Organism: Peromyscus leucopus (white-footed mouse)
Lineage: Eukaryota; Metazoa; Chordata; Mammalia; Rodentia; Cricetidae
Gene: Hsd11b1
Product: hydroxysteroid 11-beta dehydrogenase 1
Exons: 6
Coding region: 392-1255 (287 amino acids)
Biological process (GO): steroid catabolic process
Cellular component (GO): intracellular membrane-bounded organelle; endoplasmic reticulum membrane
Molecular function (GO): steroid binding; 11-beta-hydroxysteroid dehydrogenase (NADP+) activity
Source: RefSeq, a predicted model, not a curated record
CUUCUCCGACCCCCCCCCCCUUCUCUCUGACAAACCACUCUUGCAAGGCCACUGAUGCCAUGUGCAGAAGACGUCAGUAGGAGAUGCUCAGGAACUCAGCCCUGCGCAGUCAUGAGCCUGGCCAUCUGGAAGUCGCCUCUUACUCAAUGAAAUGGAGUAAACAUUGUCCAUUAUGAAAUCCACCACACAGGCUGCCAGGGACGAAUGGGAUCCCACCCAAAGCCAAUCGCUGCUCUGACAGGGAAGUUGGCUAGUGCUGCCUGAGACUACUCCAGCCUCCCCCGUCCCUGAUGUCACAAUUCAGAGGCUGCUGCCUGCCUGGGAAGUUGUAGAAAGCUCUGCAGAUUUUCCCUGUGUGUCUACAGGGCUCCCUGAGCCAGGUCCCUGUCUGAUGGCGUUUAUGAAAAAAUACCUCCUCCCCAUUCUGGUGCUCUUCUUGGGCUACUACUAUUCUACAAAAGAAGAGUUCAGACCAGAAAUGCUCCAAGGGAAGAAAGUGAUUGUCACGGGGGCCAGCAAAGGGAUCGGGAGAGAAAUGGCAUAUCAUCUGUCAACGAUGGGAGCCCAUGUGGUAUUGACUGCGAGGUCUGAGGAAGGUCUCCAGAAGGUGGUGUCUCGCUGCCUUGAACUUGGAGCAGCCUCUGCUCACUACAUUGCUGGCACCAUGGAAGACAUGACGUUUGCAGAGCAAUUUGUUCUCAAAGCAGGAAAGCUCAUGGGUGGACUGGACAUGCUCAUUCUCAACCACAUCACUUACACCCCUAUGACUUUCUUCCACAAUGAUAUCCACUCUUUGCGAAAAAUCAUGGAGGUCAACUUCAUCAGCUACGUGGUCCUGAGCGUCGCUGCCUUGCCCAUGCUGAAGCAGAGCAAUGGCAGCAUUGUCGUCAUCUCCUCCAUAGCCGGGAAAAUGGCCCAGCCAAUGGUGGCUCCCUACUCUGCAAGCAAGUUUGCUCUAGACGGGUUCUUUUCUACCAUUAGAAAAGAACACAUAAUGACUAAAGUCAACGUGUCCGUCACUCUCUGUGUUCUUGGCCUCAUAAAUACAGAAACAGCCAUGAAGGCAACCUCUGGUAUAGUCACUAUCCCAGCUGCUCCCAAGGAGGAGUGCGCCCUGGAGAUCAUCAAAGGCGCAGCUCUGCGGAAAGAUGAGGUGUACUAUGGCACCUGGAGAUGGAGCCCUGUCCUACUUAGUAACCCAGGAAGGAAGAUCCUGGAAUUUUUUUCAAUAAAGAACUAUAACUUAGAUUUGUAAGCAACUAGGAACUUCUCAGGCCUAGCAGAGGUCUUGGAACAGUUCUACCUGAUAUUUCUGUGAGCCCCACCCAUGAAAGCACAUUCCCAGAGAUAUACAAAUCUCGGAGUACCCCUAAUCAUAAGAAAAAGUUCCUCUGACACUUGCACAGUGAAAACAUAAUUAUAAUAAAUGUCACGAACCACUCUGGAGCCUGAAGUUGUGAACUUGAUAGUAAGCAUGGAUAUAAAUACAAAGUAGUUAUAUCAACUUUACCUCACAUAGAAAAAUACAAUGGUGCCUAAUAAAACAUUAAAUAUAAUAAAGGUAAUGUCAACUUUA